Molecule: messenger RNA, 2083 nt
Organism: Malus domestica (apple)
Lineage: Eukaryota; Viridiplantae; Streptophyta; Magnoliopsida; Rosales; Rosaceae
Biological process (GO): transmembrane transport
Cellular component (GO): membrane
Molecular function (GO): transmembrane transporter activity
Source: RefSeq, a predicted model, not a curated record
UGGCACAAGUUGAAUCCCCCUCACAAACCUGCAACGUGUCAGUCACCCUCUUGCCCCAAAGUCACGCCGUGGACUUGUCCGUCGGUCGUCCCCCGCCCUCGUCACAAAACUCCGAAAUGUAAAACAUCAACUUCAGUUCUCACCAUUUUUCUCUGAAUUUCUGCGAAUUUAUUUCCAAAACCAAGAAAAAUUAAUAUCCAAGAGAUCCCAAGGAAAUCGGAAAAUGAAGGCGGAGGCUUUGACUCUGGUUCUGGUCAACUUGGCCGGUAUCAUGGAGCGAGCCGACGAGUCGUUGCUGCCGGGCGUCUACAAGGAGGUCGGCGCCGCUCUGCACACCGACCCGACCGGGCUCGGCUCGCUCACGCUCUUCCGGUCCAUUGUGCAGUCCGCUUGCUACCCAAUUGCGGCGUACCUGGCCGUGCGCCACAACCGUGCCCACGUCAUUGCCUUCGGCGCCUUCCUCUGGGCCGCCGCUACUUUUCUCGUCGCGUUUUCCUCCACUUUCACCGAGGUGGCUAUAUCCAGAGCUUUGAAUGGGAUUGGCCUUGCUCUAGUUGCUCCGGCUAUGCAGUCCCUUGUAGCUGACUCAACUGAUGACAACAACCGCGGUAUGGCUUUUGGAUGGCUUCAACUAACUGGCAAUGUUGGUUCGAUAAUUGGUGGCCUUUGUUCGAUAUUAAUAGCUCCAAUAACAGUCAUGGGUAUCCCUGGAUGGAGAAUUUCCUUUCACCUUGUUGGAUUAAUUAGUGUUUUAGUUGGUGUUUUAGUCCGUCUGUAUGCUACUGACCCACACUUUCCAGAUGGCGAAACAAAAGAUAGCAGUCAGAAUUCCAGUAGUUCCUUGUGGUCACAAGUGAAGGAACUGGCCCUUGAAGCUAGGUCGGUUGUUAAAAUUCCUUCUUUCCAGAUUAUUGUGGCGCAGGGCGUUACUGGUUCGUUUCCCUGGUCAGCAUUGUCAUUUGCACCCAUGUGGUUGGAACUCACUGGCUUCUCUCAUGGGAAAUCCGCUUUCCUCAUCGCCUUGUUCGUGAUUGGAAGUUCCCUUGGUGGCUUGUUUGGGGGUAAAAUGGGAGAUAUCCUUUCCACACGUCUUCCAAACGCAGGAAGGAUUAUACUAGCACAAAUAAGCUCCGCAACUGCCAUUCCUCUUGCAGCAGUUCUUCUGCUUGCAUUACCUGUGGAUCCAUCUACGCCUGUCAUCCAUGGUUUCAUGUUGUUCUUCAUGGGAUUCUUUAUUUCAUGGAAUGCUCCGGCUACAAACAAUCCCAUUUUUGCGGAGAUAGUUCCUGAGAGAUCGCGAACAAAUGUAUAUGCUUUGGACAGGUCAUUCGAGUCCAUACUCUCAUCAUUCGCUCCUCCAGUAGUUGGGAUAUUGGCUCAACACAUGUAUGGUUAUAAGCCAGUUCGUCAAGGGUCCAGUGCAUCGGAAGAGAUUACCACGGACAGAGGGAAUGCUUUGUCGUUGGCAAAAGCACUAUACACAGCAAUAGGAAUUCCAAUGGCUCUCUGUUGUGUCAUCUACUCAUUCCUAUACUGUACCUACCCAAGAGAUAGGGAGCGGGCUCGGAUGGAGGUUUUAAUAGAAGCAGAGAUGCAACAAAUAGAAUUAGAAGAUUCGCCUGCUGGAGAAGAAUAUUCACGUGCUCGGUUUCCAGAGUCGGAAGAGCUGUAUGUGACUGAUGAAACUGUCAUUGAUGUGGAGUAUGAGGGUGAGGAUGCUGCUGGUUCCGAUACCGAUGAACAGACACUGCUGUACCGCCAGUUAACGUUUGCCAAUAUGAGCCGGGAGUAAUCAAACCGGAAUCUCACUGAACACUACAACUUCAUUUAUGCACAUCCAAAUACUAUAAAUGUGCAGAAGAAUGGUACCCGUCCUGUUUUGACCCCCGACCGGAAAAUGAGCUAGAGAAAGGCGUCAUUGAUACUAACCAACAGCCUGAGUUUGACAACAGAAACAGAAUGGUUCUUUGUUAGCUUUCUUUCCAUUGUAACCGCUUACUUUCUCGAGAGAAAUAUUUGGAUAAAACGGUCAUACCACGUCAAUUUUGCGUAUGUGAUAUAACAAAUUGAUAACGAGAUGAAA